ACGUCGCAGUUGUUAUUAUUAUUAAUUAAACAUGAGCUACAUUGAAGUAAUCAUUAGCUAAAAGCUAAGUAUUUAUUCCUAAUUAAACCCUCACAAUCUGCUUAUCUUUUCUUCUCAAUACCCAAGAAAUUAUUAUUUAUUUUCUACAUUUUCCUUUAUUUUAAGCUCUGCAUUCUCGUGAAAGUUUUGAUUUUUUCACCUAACCCCUCAAACUCAAAGUGUUUCUGAACAUUCCGUACAAAUUUAUCUCAACCCAGUUUCUUGAAAAUGGGGUCAUGUAGCUGGAGAAAGUUGGAGAGGGAGAAGAUCCCAGAUCUGAAACUCUUCACUGUUUGACUUGUUUGAACAAAAAUCACAGCUUUGUUCUUUCUACUGAUUUGGAGCUCUUUUGCCUGGGACUCAACUGGUUGUACAAGUAAAAGUACAGGCUGCACUGUUGGUGGUGGGCAGUUUUUAGUCUGAAACUUGGGAAUUGAUCUUGAAACAGGCUGUGUUUUCGUAAAAUUUGGUAAUUUUUUCCUGGGUGGAGAAAAAGAUGGAUGUGGAGGAACUUGAUCAAAGGAAGGCUGAGAAUUCGACCAGUAUUGUUGAUGAAUCACUUGCUCAGACGGUUGUUUUGGUUAAAACAGAUGAAGCAAUCUGUCAUAGCAUGGAAAAUAAUGACUUAGAAUUAUUGGAUGAGGAAUCUAAAGGAGUGGUGGAUGCAACUGGUGAGGUAUCUGAUCGAGUUGAGCAAGGAACUAACAAUGUGAUUUCAACUGAUCCAGCUGAGGUAUUGGAUCAGAUUGAACAAGGAAUUAAUGACAACUCAUCUGAUUCAGCUGUUCAGGUUGCAGUUGUUGAGACCAGAAUUGUGAUCAAUCCCUCUGAGGCUGCUGCCUUUGCCUUUGUCAGUGAAGAUAGUCUGGCCUUGGGGUUGAAUGCCAAGGUUGAUGAGUUGGGGUUUAGUAAAGUAUCAGUGGAAGAGUCAAAGAGGAAAAUGCCUGAGGCUGAGAAACGUUCUUGUGUGAUUGAUAUAAACUGUGCAAGUGCCAAGAGUUGUGAAAAUUUGGAUGGUGAUAGUGUUUGUAGAAUCUGUCAUUUGACUUCUAAUCCAUCUCCAGAUAGAAGAACAGCAACUACCUCAACAACAGAUUUGAUUCAUCUUGGUUGCGAGUGUAAGGAAGACCUAGGCAUUGCACAUUAUCAAUGUGCUGAAGCAUGGUUUAAAAUAAAAGGCAACAGAAUGUGCGAAAUUUGUGGCGAGACUGCUAAGAAUGUUACUGGUGUUGGGGAUGUCGAGUUUAUCGACGACUGGAAUGAAAGAAGAUUAUACAUGCAUAAUGGUGCUGAUCCAUCGGAUAGGAGUGGAAGAUGUUGGCGGGGACAACCCUUCUGUAACUUCUUGAUGGCGUGCCUGGUAAUAGCUUUUGUUCUCCCAUGGUUCUUUCGAGUAAAUAUGUUCUAGUAAUUGGAUUGAGCAAACAAACAAAAAAGGUUUAUUUCCACCAUCAUGAUCAUCUUUCAAGCCCUCAUCAUUAGCUGGUGUAUCUCAAUGAUUCUUGCAUACGUUGGUCCAAUACUCAUUCUACUGCAGUAAAGAUUUGUUGAUCUACUGUCUCCUCGUACAAAUACUGUACCGGCUUUGAUUCAGUACCUUAAGGUUUGAGGUUUAGAACUAUCCAAGUUUCCCUUGCUAUACAACUUUGAAACAGGUUUGGCUAUUAUUUCCCUACAUUCAUACAAGUUUGACAUGUAAAUAUAUUUUAUUAGAUAGGCAUAGGCAUAGCCUUAGGCAUUGGCAUAGAUUUUAUUUUGAGAGGAUUGAAGGAAUUAGAUAGGACAAGGACAAGGACAAGGACAACACUGCUAUGCUAUCUAUUUACCUAUCCUCUUCCAACUUUUUAUGUAUGUACUACUCAUUCCUUCCAGUGAUUCUUGAAAUAAAAUACUUGUUGUACAUCA
Humulus lupulus (European hop) is the source of this 1944-nucleotide messenger RNA. RefSeq lists its product as uncharacterized. Gene Ontology annotation, molecular function: zinc ion binding. The transcript is spliced from 3 exons. The coding region runs from base 536 to 1447 and encodes 303 amino acids. The record is from RefSeq and is a predicted model, not a curated record. Lineage: Eukaryota; Viridiplantae; Streptophyta; Magnoliopsida; Rosales; Cannabaceae.